AAUAAAAUAGUUAUUUUUUUUUUAUUCUUUUUUUUUUGCUUUGAUAAUAGUGAAGAAACAGAUUUUGAGCAGCUAUUGGGCAGUUUUGAUGAAUUUACAGCACAGUCUUCCUCUACUCUUUUUAAAAAGGAAACACCAUCUGAGGCAACAGGGUCUUCUCUUUUAAAGACUCUACUAACGCAGAAUGUAAAUGCAAAACCUACAUCAAAAGUGGAGACCUUACCCACACCUUCCCUCACUAAAAAUAAUAGCGAGGGAAUAAAAAAAGAACAUAUGACAUCAGAACUACCUUUCAAAAGUUACGCAACAACUACAAGUACCUUUAGUGGCUCAACAUCGGGACCGGUGUAUGAUGAAAAUUACCCCCCUCCUCAACCAGAAAAAGACACAGUGAUUAAUGUAAAGGACUCCAUUCUAACUACACUUCGACAAAAAAAUGAUCAGAAGUUAAGAGCAUUGGAAAAAAGAUUAUUUAAACCAAACGUGGUUCAGGUAGUUGCGUCCAGGGAGUUCCAUGUCCGACAAAAGUUGCAGAGGAGGAUGGCUGAUGAUAUGGAACAGAGUGAGAUAAUAAUGAAUUAUCUGGCAGACAAGUAUGGUGAACCAGAGAAGAAACGUGUAAAAUUUUCAACUCUUCAAUAAGGAAAAACUAUUCAUGAAAACAGCGCGUUGGAAAAAUAGAUUUACCGAACGACAAAUCGUUUGAGAGUACUGGAGAAUGACGUACAUCACGUUUGCUGGUUAAAUAAUACAAUAAAUUUCGUAAAGAGCUUUGUAGUAUUUUGUUUGUUUUGUUUCUCUGUCUUUAAGAAUUUUGAAAGACUGAUAUGAAACCGCCUUAUAUCAAUCUGUACAGUAUUGUUGACACACAUUCGUGCGUAAAUCUCGUUGGACUGCGGGUAUUUAUCCACAUAUAGACAGGUUAUAGGGCUAUCUGAGUUGACGUUAGGUCUCAACAUGCAUUCCAUUUGAUCACUUUUCUGUUUCUCAUGCAAAACACUCACCACAAUACACAGAGAGGCUAUGAGUGUCUUUUAAAUAUAACAAUUUAAAGAUAGUAAAACAGAUACUUUAAUAGUAUGGUUUUCUCCAAGUCUCCUUUUGAUCUCGGAAGUCCUUACCUCGGUUAUAUAUGGAUGAGACUAAUAAUGACCUUAUACUGUCAUUGGUACCCUCAGACUGUUUUUACCUCGAACAGUUUGCCCUUGUUGUAUUGACCUUGACGAUUAGCCCUCAGACUGUUUUGACCUCAAACGGUUUUGACCUCAAAUGUUUGUGACCUUGUAUUAAGUACAUGACCUACUUAAUGACCUUGACUUUGACCUGACCUUGAACAUGCCCUGACCUGACCUUGUGGGGUCUGGCC
This is a messenger RNA of Magallana angulata, 1366 nucleotides long. RefSeq lists its product as uncharacterized. Lineage: Eukaryota; Metazoa; Mollusca; Bivalvia; Ostreida; Ostreidae. The record is from RefSeq and is a predicted model, not a curated record. The annotation marks the transcript as partial. The transcript is spliced from 4 exons.